AUGGACGUCGACGCGACGUUGCCGGAGGGCGCCUCCGUACGGGCCCAAGACACGCCUGGUGAACAGGAUGCCGGCAGGCAAAGGACCGGCUCAGGCUUCACGCCGCUGCUCCGCGUCUUUCGCUACACCGACGCCAGAGGAUGGGCUCUCAACGCGGUGGCCCUCGCAGCCAUGGUCGGCUCCGGCACGGCCCUGCCGCUCAUGGACCUCGUCUUUGGCGGCUUCGUCAACGUCUUUGAUCGCUUCGUCGCCGGCAAGCUCUCGCCGGACACGUUCAUGGCAGAGGUGGGCCGUUACACCCUGUUCUUCGUCUACAUCUUCAUCGGCAGGUUCUCCCUGAUCUACGCCUGGACGAUGCUCGUCAACAUGGCCGCCAUCCGCACGGUCAAGACCCUCCGGGUGGACUUUGUGCGUCAGCUGCUCCGCCAAGAGGUCGCCUUCUUCGACACGUCGCUCUCCGUGGCCGGGCAAAUCACCACCAACGGCAACGUCAUCUACCACGGCAUCUCCGAGAAGCUCGGCCUCAUCGUCCAGUCGCUGUCGAUGCUCGUCUCCGCGUUCGCGGUGGCCCUGACGGCGCAGUGGAAGUUGGCGCUGAUCACCCUGGCCAUCAUCCCGGCCAACACCAUCGUCAUACUCGUCUGCGUCUACUUUGACACCAAGUACGAGUACGGCAUGCUGGACAUAUACGGCGUGUCGGAUUCGCUUGCCGAGGAGGCCCUGUCGACCAUCCGCACGGCCCACGCCUUCUGGGCGUUUCCGAAACUCGUCGCCCGCUUCGACGAGCUGCUUCGGUCGGCGAGACGGGUCGGCGACAAGAAGUCGGUCCUGUACGCCGUCUUGUUCCCCGUUGAGUUUUUCACAAACACGGCCGGAUACGGCCUGGCGUUUUGGCAGGGCAUGCGCAUGUAUGCCAGGGGGGAGAUUCAACAGCCUGGGACGGUGGUAACAGUUAUUUUCGCCGCCCUGGUAGCCGCGCAGGCUCUGACGCAGAUUGCGCCGCACGUAAUGGCCGUGUCCAAAGCCAUGGCCGCCGCGCAAGAGUUGUUCUCCACCAUUGACAGAGAGUCCGCCGUGGACUCGCUUUCGCGCCGCGGCGUCGAUAUCCCAGACUUCCGAGGCAGCAUUCGGCUGCGCGGGGUGUGCUUCUCGUAUCCCUCGCGCCCGGACGUUCCCGUGCUGCGGCAACUGGACUUGGACUUUGCGCCCGGCAAGACGACGGCCAUAGUGGGCGCCAGCGGGUCCGGCAAGAGCACGAUAUUCGGGCUCCUGGAGCGCUGGUACUCCCGCUCCGCGGGCGAAAUCACGCUCGACGGGCACAGGCUAGAGGACAUCAACUUGCGGUGGCUCAGGACCAACAUCCGCCUCAUCCAGCAGGAGCCCACGCUGUUCAGCGGCACCAUAUACCAGAACGUCAUGGACGGCCUUUCCGGCUCCGACGCCCGCCUGUCCGAGCAAGAGAAGAGGGCCCGCGUGGCGGAGGCGUGCAGGGCUGCCCUGAUACACGACUUCGUGGAGGACCUUCCGCGCGGCUACGACACGUGGAUAGGCGAGAGAGGCGCCUCGCUGUCGGGCGGCCAGAAGCAGCGUCUGGUGAUCGCUCGGACCAUCAUAUCCAACCCCCGGGUGCUGCUGCUCGACGAAGCGACCAGCGCGUUGGACCCCGGCGCCGAGAGAAAGGUGCAGGAAGCGCUGGCCAGCAUAGCGAGGGGCCGCACGGUGGUCACCAUCGCCCACAGGCUGUCGACGAUCCGGGGGAGCGACAGCAUCGUCCUGCUCAAGGGCGGCCAAGUGGCGGAGAGCGGCACGCACGCCGAGCUCGUCGGCCUCGGGGGCUUCUACGCCAGGCUCGUCCGGGCGCAGGAUCUGGGGGAGAAGCAUUCCGGGGACGAUGGAGAUGCUUCUGGCCACGCCGAGGACGCAGGCGCCGCGGAAAAGGAGCCGAAGCAGGUCCUGGCAGGGAGCAGCGACGAGGUGGCCACGGAGGCUGCUCCCAGGUAUGGGCUGCUGCGCGGGCUGUUCCUCGUCAUGAAAGAGCAGAGGGUGCUGUGGCGGCCGGCGUUUGUGAUUGUCGCAUGCUGCACAACGGGCGGCGUCACGUACCCCGCUAUGGCGGUGUUGAUUUCCAAGUCGCUGGAGGCGUAUAACACGACCGAUGUGGCCAAGGCGAAUUUCUUUGCCUUGAUGUUUUUGGUCCUGUCGGUCGGCAACCUGGUCUUGUACGCCGUUACGGGGUGGCUGUCAAACGUCAUUGCUCAGACAGUAAUGGAAUUCUACCGGGGCGACAUCUUCAACAACACCCUCCGACAGGACAUGGCCUUUUUCGACAGACCCGACAAUAGCACCGGCGCGCUCGUGUCGAGGCUAGCCUCGGAAGCAUCGAGUCUGCAAGAGCUGCUGUCCAUCAACCUGGCCCUUGUUCUGAUCUGCAUGGUGAAUCUGCUCUCGAGCUGCGUGCUCGCCAUUGCGUACGGAUGGAAACUAGGACUGGUCCUAGCCUGCGGGGCGCUGCCCUUUAUCGUCGGAUCCGGCUACCUCCGCAUCCGCCUCGAAUCCAAGUUUGAGCAGGAUACUGUGCAGAGGUUCGCGAGCAGCAGCGCCGUUGCGGCCGAGGCGGUCAUGGGCAUCCGCACGAUUUCCUCGCUCGCCCUUGAGUCGACCGUCGUUGAGCGCUACAGCCAAAGCCUGGGCGACAUCGCAUACCACGCGGUUGGGAACCUCGGGUACAAGAUGCUUUUCUACGCGCUCAGCCAGUCGGUGUCGAUGCUCGCCAUGGGUCUCGGCUUCUGGUACGGCGCCAAGCUCGUCUCCACGGGGGAGUACACGUCGUCCCGGUUCUACAUUGUGUACCUUGCCAUUGUGUUUUCCGGGGAAGCAGCAGCAAUCAUGUUUCAGUACACAACUAGCAUCUCCAAGGCAGGUACGGCGAUCAAUUACGUAUUUGGGCUACGGCACACCCGCAUCCUGUUUGACGACGACGACGAUCAAGACGAGGAGCCGGACGCCCCCGCGGAAAAGGUGCUUGACGAGAAGAAGAGCUCGGGGCUUCGGCUGAGCCUCGACAAUGUGCAUUUUGCGUAUCCGCUACGACGGGAGCAGAGAGUCUUGCGAGGAAUCGACAUGCACGUGCGGCCCGGCAAGAUGGUGGCCUUUGUCGGCGCGUCGGGAUGUGGCAAGUCAACGCUGGUAGGCUUGCUCGAGCGCUUCUACGACCCGACGAGCGGAGCGUUGCGGGUGGACGGGCAGGACAUCAGGAGGCUGCACCGGCGGAGGUACCGGCGCGAGAUGGCGCUGGUCGAGCAGGAGCCGGUCCUGUACCAGGCCUCCAUACGGGACAACAUCUCGCUGGGGGUCGAGCAGGGCGACCCGUCCGAGGCUCAGACGAUCGAGGCGUGUCGGAGCGCCAACGCGUGGGAUUUCAUCUCGUCCCUCCCGGACGGGCUCGAGACGCUGUGCGGGGCCCGGGGAUUCGCGCUGUCGGGCGGGCAGCGCCAACGCAUCGCGAUCGCGAGGGCCCUGGUUAGAAAGCCGCGCCUGCUGCUGCUUGACGAGGCGACGAGCGCGCUGGACACCGAGUCUGAGAGGGUGGUCAAGGCGGCCCUGGACCGCGCAGCCGAGGGGAGAACCACGGUGGCGGUUGCGCACCGGCUGAGCACGAUCAGGGACGCGGACGCGAUUGUGGUUUUUUUCCGGGGCCGCAUCGUCGAGUCGGGAAGUCAUGACGAGCUGCUGCGGAGGAGGGGGGUGUAUUACGAGAUGGUCCUGGGGCAGUCGCUGGAUGGGGGGGGGUGA
Molecule: messenger RNA, 3792 nt
Organism: Ustilaginoidea virens
Lineage: Eukaryota; Fungi; Ascomycota; Sordariomycetes; Hypocreales; Clavicipitaceae
Exons: 7
Coding region: 1-3792 (1263 amino acids)
Biological process (GO): transmembrane transport
Cellular component (GO): membrane
Molecular function (GO): ABC-type transporter activity; ATP hydrolysis activity; ATP binding
Source: RefSeq, a predicted model, not a curated record